Punica granatum (pomegranate) is the source of this 3002-nucleotide messenger RNA. Lineage: Eukaryota; Viridiplantae; Streptophyta; Magnoliopsida; Myrtales; Lythraceae. The record is from RefSeq and is a predicted model, not a curated record.
UAUUUGAGCGGCGAAGCGUAAGUCUGGUCUUCCCAAUCGACGCGCCACUCGCCGUACAGAUCUUGAGAGUGGAGCCAAUACAAACGGAGCGCCAUAGCUCACUCUCCCCUCCCUCCUCUCUCACUCUCUCCCGCUCCUCUCUCUCACUCAUCACUCCUCUCCUCCGUCUCUCCUGCUCUCUCCGAUAAGCCCUAAAAGUCCUCCCCGCCGUGUCUUCGGCCGCUCACACGUCGUCGUCAGGUGCUGGGAAUGGUGGUGGCGUCGCUGCUGCAGCGCGUGGACUCCACGCCGAAGAGCAAAGCCGAAGCUGGAGCUGACCAGUGCGUGGCGGUACCUCUCGACUCCGACGCCGUUGAGAGUCCUGGUAGUGAGAGCAACGGGAAGGCUGAGGGCGGAGGGGGAGAUCCUGCCAGCAUACCGGCCCCGAGAAGGCAGAGCUCGAGGAUUCAGACGAUUCAGGCCAGGCAGACCGCCGAGAAGGAGCGGCUCGCGCGCUGCAGGGCAAAGCUGCUCGAUGAAGAAGAGGAUGGCCGCGCGAAGAAGAAGGUGAACCUCAGGAGAGUGGGCUUGCACGAUGUGGAAAAUGCGAGCAAGGCAGCUCGGAAGGAGGAGCAGCAGGCUUUGGCUGUACCGACUGGGGAAGAGAAGGACAAUGCUGCUGUCAAGAAGAGCGAUUAUGUUAAGGCCAAGGAGACGCUGUGUGGACGGGCUUUGGGCGGCAGCGUGGAUGAGGAAAAUGGAGCUCCCUCUGAUAGUGCUAAGGCUCCGAAUGGAGCUGAGAAGAGCGAUUAUGCAAAGGUUAAAGAGACGCUUAGGUUGUUCAACAAGCAUUAUCUUUACUUUGUGCAGGAGGAGGAGAAGAGGUGCAGGAAAGAGGUAGUCGAGAAAAGAGCUGCUGCGAAGGGUUCAAAAAAAUCUAAGGCUGCUAAGGGCAGUUCUAAGAAAGGAAAUGGACCUGAGGAGGACAAAAAGAAGUUGGCCAAGCGUCCUGAUCUAAAGGCAAUAUCCAGGAUGCUGGAGACCCGUUCUGUGUUAAACCCCAAGAAAAGGGUUGGUGACAUUCCAGGUAUCAAGGUUGGGCAUCAGUUCUAUUCUCGGGCUGAAAUGGUGGUUGUUGGAUUUCAUAGCCAUUGGUUGAAUGGAAUUGAUUACAUGGGGAUGGCAUAUAAAGCGGAUUACAAGGACUACCAGUUCCCACUUGCUGUUGCUAUUGUUCUCUCUGGCAUGUACGAGGAUGAUUUGGAUAAUGCCGACGAAAUUGUUUAUACUGGUCAAGGUGGGCAUAAUCUAACUGGUGAUAAGCGCCAAAUUAAGGACCAAAAAUUGGAACGCGGUAAUUUGGCUCUCAAGCAUUGUAUAGACCGUGAUGUGCCUGUGAGAGUGAUCCGCGGCCAUGAAUGUGCAAACAGUUAUACUGGUAAAAUCUAUACAUAUGACGGAUUGUACAAGGUUGUUAAGUACUGGGCAGAUAAGGGUAUAUCUGGAUUCACUGUCUAUAAAUAUCGACUAAGACGGGUGCCUGGGCAACCAAUGCUGACCACUAAUCAGGUUCAGUUUGUUUAUGGACGCGUCCCUCAAUCUGUUUCAGAAUUACGCGGCAUGGUAUGUGAGGAUAUUACAGGUGGUCAAGAAAAUUAUCCUAUACCAGCUACCAACUUAGUUGAUGAACCACCUGUUCCACCAUCAGGUUACAAAUAUAUCAACUCAAUUCAAGUUGCGAAGAAUGUUAAGCUUCCCAAGGCUGUAGCUGGAUGCAAUUGCAAGGGAUCUUGCAUAGAUCCUAGAACCUGUGCAUGUGCUAAAUUAAAUGGCUCUGACUUCCCAUAUGUUGAGCGAGAUGGAGGCAGAUUAAUAGAAUCGAAGGAUGUUGUCUAUGAAUGUGGUCCAAAUUGUGGAUGCGGACCUAAUUGUAUAAAUCGCGUAUCCCAAAGAGGACUGAAAUAUCAUCUCGAGGUUUUCCGGGCUCCACGUAAAGGAUGGGGAGUUAGAUCAUGGGAUUUUAUACCUGCUGGCGCACCUGUAUGUGAGUAUAUUGGAAUCUUGAAGAGGUCAGAAGAUUUGGAGAGUGUCUUGCAGAAUGACUAUAUCUUUGACAUAGAUUGCGUUCAGACCAUGAAGGGGCUCGGAGGGAGGGAGAGGAGAUCCCGUGAUCCAUCUAGUCAGGCUACUGAUCAUGCGGAGGGUCGUGAUGAUCAGAGAUAUGAUGCACCAGAGUUCUGCAUUGAUGCAGGCCCAUCUGGAAACAUUGCUCGUUUUAUAAACCAUAGCUGUGGGCCUAACCUCUAUGUUCAGUGUGUUUUAAGCUCACACCAUGACCUGAAGCUUGCUAGAGUGGUGCUAUUUGCUGCAGACAACAUACCCCCAUUGCAGGAGCUCACAUAUGAUUAUGGCUAUGUCCUUGAUAGUGUCUUCGGUCCCGAUGGCAAGGUGAAGAGGGUGCCAUGCUACUGCGGGGCGGCAGAUUGCAGGAAGCGCUUGUUUUAGGUGCUAAUUAUUAACCAUUAACAAAGCAUAGGGCUUUAUUCGAGUUUUUGCUGUUCCUCCCUUUUGUCCACUAUCAUUGACCUUUAUUCAGCAAUUGACCCUUUAAGACUCGGGGCUCUUGCUUUCAACCUUGUGCUAUGAAGAUAGCCCAGCAUCCGCAGUAGAAAAAACAAGUAGGAUUGGAGAAGGGAAAGGAAUAGGGGCGAUUUUUGUGAAGAAAAACAGAAACUGCAGAGGCGAAUUGUUUGUCUGUCGAUUUGGAAUCUGUACAGUGCUAAACAUUACUGUGACUGCAUGGUAUUUAUCUUAAAUCAGCGGGGCUUUCAUGGAAGCGAAUUUCAAUGUGGCCAUUUUUGUAUCGAAGGUUUGGAAAGGGGCCAGUUUGCUAGUUGAAUAGUAUGGAAAUGAGGAGUGCAAACAAGUGUUAGGAAGUUGCGUAUUGUUUUAAAUUAGGUUUUCAACUUGCUACUGCACUCAUAAUACGUAAAGGUUGCUUUACGUAGAGUGCAAACUGUCUA